AUGGCGUCAUAUAGGGUAGUGGUAAAAAACCAAAAGCUCGUACAGAUUGGCGAUGACAGGUUGGAUGCCAAACUCUUGACAAGAUUCAGCGACAUCGGAAAGCGUUCUUGUUGCAGAAAAUGUGUAGAGUAUACAAACUGUCAGUCUGUGAAUUACAAUGUAUUUAAUUUUUCCUGUGAGCUCAACUAUGUGCAUAGCCCUGGGUUACAAGCGAAGAAUGCGCAUGGCGAGUACGUGUAUAUGGACAAAACCAAAUGCAGUUCUUUAGUCUCCCCCUGUGAGAACUUUUGCAAUCGUUCGUGUAUACCCAACCAAAAAUGUGUCCUUACCAACUCCACCGAACCCAGAUGUGUCAUCACAGAAUGUGGAUCGUCUAGUGUUAUACCUGACAUAACUCCACGGAAUGUAAGGAGGGAAGUGGGCAAACAACACUGGUUUGACUGUACAAUCCCGCCAACCCCAAGCAAGCAACAUUUCACCUGUGAUACAAAUGGAAAGUGGAAAAAGUCCUUUAGUGCAUGUCAGUGCUGGUACGGUCGUUAUUUAGAAGGUUCUUCUUGUAAAAAAUGUCCAGCAGGGAAAUAUUUGCCACACAUUGGUAAAAUGGGAUCAGAUUCUUGUAUUAACUGUCCAGCGGGAAACUACACACAGAAUGAAGGACAGAGUUGGUGCAAACCAUGCUUGGCGGGGCAUUAUCAAAGCAAUACCGGACAAACGAGUUGUUCACAAUGUCAAGUAGGCAGGUAUAACCCGAAAGAUGGCGCUAGUACCUGCAUACCAUGUCCACAUGGUAAGUACGCCGAUAGUGCUGGGGCAUUAUCGUGUGAGUUCUGUCCUACUGGAAAAUUUAGUGACAACGUUGGUUCCUCCGUUUGCAAAGAAUGCCCAGCAGGAACAUUCAGUAAUACUGAAGGUGCCACUAUGUGCCAACAAUGUCCACCAGGAAAAUUCAGUAGCACAAGUGGGUCUAGUUCAUGCAUACCAUGCCCAAUUGGUCACUACCAAGAUCAAGAAGGAUCAACAGAAUGUAAACCCUGUGAUUCCGCUUUAGUAGAAGGAUUGUCAUUCUGUGUCAUAUAA
Messenger RNA from Saccostrea echinata, 1080 nucleotides. Its product is annotated as proprotein convertase subtilisin/kexin type 5-like. Lineage: Eukaryota; Metazoa; Mollusca; Bivalvia; Ostreida; Ostreidae. The record is from RefSeq and is a predicted model, not a curated record. The transcript is spliced from 5 exons. Bases 1 to 1080 code for a protein of 359 amino acids.